AGAGAAGGGCAGAGAGAGAAAUCUGCAUAGUGGAUGGAGAGGGCAGGAUUUCACUGACAGGAGGAACAUUUGGUGCAGUGCUGAAACUUCUUCUCCAAACACAGCUUCUUCUGCCUAGAGGUUGCCACGACUAUGGCCACAGGGUACCUAUGAGAAGGUGACAGAGACACUGACAAAAGGACUCCGCAAACCUCUGGUAUACUAUUGGAGUUUGGUACUUCAGCAUCAUGGGUUGCAAAACAAGAUCCAUGCAUUGUGUCUUGCAGUGUCUGUGCUUCAUGCUCCUUCACUUGUCUUGUACAGCACAAGAUGAGGACAUGAGAUUCAGUUGUAAAACUGUUGCAAGCGAUUUGGUUUUCAUCCUAGACGGCUCGUGGAGCGUAGCCGAUGUGAACUUUGAAAUAGUCAAGCGAUGGCUGGUCAACAUCACCUUGAGCUUUAACAUUGGACAGAAGUUCACCCAGGUCGGAGUGGUCCAAUAUAGCGAUGAUCCUAUCAUUAAUAUCCCUUUAGGGAAGUAUGCGGACAGCAAGAAACUCAUAACAGCCAUGGAAUCCAUUGAAUACAUGGGCGGUAACACCAGGACAGGAACUGCAAUACAGUUUGCGACCAACAAACUGUUUAACCUUUCAGAGCGAAGCCCAAAGGGCAUUGCUCGAAUUGCUGUUGUACUAACAGAUGGAAAGUCACAAGAUGAAGUGAAAGCUGCUGCAGAGGAAGCCAGGAGAAAAGGAAUAAUCAUCUUUGCAAUUGGUGUAGGCGCUGAGACUGAAGAAGCAGAGUUGAUAGCUAUUGGAAACAAGCCAUCCUCCACCUACGUGUUUUAUGUAGAUGACUAUAAAGCUAUUUCCAAGAUUCGUGAUACCAUAAGGCAGAAAAUAUGUGAAGAGUCGGUUUGUCCAAACAGUAUCCCGGUUGAACACGGCGACGUGAAGGGCUUUGAUGUUCUACAAUAUCUUAAUCUGGCCAAAAAGAUAAUAAAAACUCAAGGGUCUUUGUAUGGUACCAAAACCUUCCGUGUGACGUCUCAAGUUGACUUGAGUGAAACCACAAACAACUUGUUUCCUGAUGGCCUGCCCCCAUCAUAUGUCUUUGUAUCCACACUGAGGUACAAGGGAUCUCUGAUACGGGAAAAGUGGGACCUUUGGAGGAUCCAGACCAGUUAUGGAAAACCACAAAUGGCUGUGACCCUAAACGGUUUGGAACGCAAUGUAAUAUUCACUACGACCAGUGUAGCACCCAGCGGUACUCAGACAGUGGUCUUCCAACGAGGUCCUGCCAAGAAACUGUUUGAUGAAAACUGGCACCAGCUUCGGCUACUAGUCACUGAGCAGGAUGCAACCCUAUAUGUUGAUGACCUGGAAGCUGAAACUCAGUCACUGGAACCCCCAGUUGGUAUCUUCAUCAAUGGGAAGACCCAGAUUGGGAAGUAUGUCAGCAAAGAAACAACUGUACCAUUUGAGAUAAUGAAACUCAGGAUAUACUGUGACCCUGAGCAGAACAACCGUGAGCUUGCCUGUGAAAUACCUGGAGUUUGUACCAACGGCCCUAGUGACAUCGACGUGGAACCUACUCCAGAAGCCUGCACGUGCCCGCCUGGACCUCCCGGCCUUCCAGGAAUAAAGGGGGAAGGAGGAACAGUGGGGGGGACUGGGCCAACUGGUCCUGCUGGAGCUGAUGGUAAGCCUGGUGUCCCUGGCAGCCAAGGGAUUCCUGGGCAACGAGGUCAUCCUGGGGUGGAGGGUCGACGAGGUGCUGAUGGCGACAAGGGAGAAAAAGGAAGGCCUGGUGAUUCGGGUGAAAGAGGGUUUCCGGGAUUACCUGGUCCACAUGGCCAAGCAGGUGAAAAGGGCCCUAAAGGUCUUCGAGGAGAACCAGGACUUCCAGGCAAAGAUGGCCAAGUGGGAGAAAAGGGUGACCGAGGACUACCUGGGCCAGUGGGACAACCUGGAGAAGUAGGUUUACCUGGAAGAGAUGGAAAAAAUGGACUUCCUGGACAAAUCGGUCAAAAGGGAGAAGUUGGAGAAGCUGGCAUCCCAGGAUUGGAUGGAAGGGAAGGCCAUCCUGGUAUGCCUGGUGUAUCAGGAGAUGUGGGGCAGAGUGGAACCAAGGGAGAAGCUGGUCUGCCAGGACAGAAGGGUGCCAAAGGCUUACCUGGUACAUCGGGUGCCAAUGGCUUUCCUGGUGAACCUGGUCUAUCAGGACAAACUGGCGCUAAGGUUACAGGUAGCAAAGGUGAAGGUGGACUGCCAGGUCAACCAGGAGUUCCAGGAAAGGAGGGUAAGUCAGGUGAACCAGGAAGCACAGGUCAGCCAGGACACCCAGGAAUGCCAGGCCUGACAGGACCUAAGGGACAAAGGGGUCAUCCAGGUGAACGAGGAGAAGCGGGGCUGAAAGGAGAAAAAGGAGAUAAGGGGAUUCCAGGGAAUCAUGGCUCUACCGGUUCCUUAGGACCAAAAGGGGAGAAAGGGACAACUGGGGACCCCGGCCUGAGGGGACUGGGGGGUCACCAAGGACAGCCAGGAUUACCAGGGCAGACAGGCCCAUCUGGGCCUCGAGGACAGACAGGGGAUGUUGGCCCUUCUGGGCCACCUGGAGUAGAGGGGAGACCAGGAAGGGAGAUGUCCAAGCAAGUCAUUCAGCAAAUAUGCAGAGAGGUACUUAGAAUGGAGAUGCCUUCACUACUUCUCAGCAACCAGGAGCCAAGUAACUGUGACCGAUGCCAGACCAGGGAGGGGACUCCCGGGGCACCAGGCCCAGUCGGGCCCCAGGGAUCAAGGGGUUUCACUGGGAACCCUGGUGUCAGUGGACAGCCGGGCCAUCCAGGGCGACCGGGGCGUCCUGGGCCGCCUGGCUUGAAAGGAGAUCAAGGAAUACAGGGUGAAAAGGGAAGUCAAGGAAGAACAGAGUUUGGAGAUCCAGGAGCGCCAGGGCCUCCAGGUCCAAUGGGUCCCCAGGGUUAUAGUAGACCAGGUCAUCCAGGGAAGCCAGGACCGCCUGGCCGGAACGGGGAGGACGGCAAAAGAGGUAACCCUGGGGUCCCCGGGCAACCGGGCGUGUGUCAUCUAAGCAUGUGUUAUGGUGUUAUGAUGAGGAGCAGGGAUCCUUUCAGUAAAGGUCCUAACUAUUGACCCAACAUGGCAGCAGGCAGGCAAACGAACAGUCUGGAGUUGAUGCAUAACGCUCAAAGAAAAACAGCUAGUCUUUCCAUUCUCAGGAAGAUCACCUUUUAAAGUGUUUCCCCUCAGUCAAGAUAACAGGAAGUACCUCUUAACAUGUACGUACAUGCCCUUUCUCAAGGCCUUUUUAUACCUGGUUGUAAUCUGUCCUUGAAUGUGGACAAGAUCUGUCCAGAUCUUGUCCACAUUCAUUGUCUCUUUUGUCCACUUCAUUUAAUCACAAGUUGGUGCACAAUUUCCACUUUAAUAUAUCAAAGGUAUGCAAAAGGGACUCAUUUUGUGGAACCUUCCAGGUAUAAACAGGGCUUCUAAGUAAAGGUAUUGCAUCUCUCACAAUCUGCUUUUUGUUAUGGGCUCCAUUUUGCUUCAAAGAAGGACAGUAAUUGCAUGUGCAUUUGGUUGAUAUUGGGUGGCAGUGGUCGGUUUCUGGGACAACACUUUUUCAGAAGCAUCCAGUGUUAACUAAUACCGCAAGGCUUUGUUGGCAAUCAACUUGGACAAUGCUGCUGGUACAUUUUCUUGCUAUAGACUGCCCCCUGGUGUUGGUUUUUGCAUCAUACUUUCUGAUUGGUCACCCCAAACAUUUUCUUUUUUCAGACCAUGUGGUUAAAUUGUUCACUGUUUCAUAAAAAAAAAAAAGCUUUCUAAUUAUGAAUGCAAUGUUAAAAAUCUGUGUAAUGUUUAUUAUUUUUUAUUUGAUAAAUAUGGUUUUAGUUUUUUUUAUUAUUACCAAGUUUUAUGUAAAAACUGUGAGCUGGCUAUCUCUAUAAUUGAUGCAGCUACGUUCAUGAAACAUUUAGAUGAAUAAAAAUAUGGCAAAAUCUACAUUUAAAAAAAUAUUAACCUUGCGAGCAUUACUGCAAUUAGAGAUACUUCAGCAAUGUUAUUCUUAGAAAAGGAUUAUUUAACAAUAACAACAAUAGAAAAUACCUAGUAGAUUGAUAUUAUUCAUAACAAUAUUGUAUUCCUGGGAAAGCCUACAUACUUCAUGUCAAAACAGUAAGGGCAAAAAGAAACCUGUUGACAUCUUUACUUCAAGUUUGCUGUGGCUGUUGCAAAUUAUCUGUUGUUCUCCCAUAUACUGUAUGACAUUUAUGUGCCAAAGUACCGUACUUUUCAUGAUCUUACCAUUAUUAUUAUUUCUAAUUAUUUUUUUGUUAUUUAUAAAAUUGAACUAAUUUACUGUGCCUGGUCAGACCUUGGUCUGGUUUUG
Messenger RNA from Esox lucius (northern pike), 4392 nucleotides. RefSeq names its product collagen, type XXI, alpha 1 (gene col21a1). The record is from RefSeq and is a predicted model, not a curated record. The transcript is spliced from 29 exons. The coding region runs from base 228 to 3131 and encodes 967 amino acids. NCBI's taxonomy places the organism in Eukaryota, Metazoa, Chordata, Actinopteri, Esociformes, Esocidae.